Messenger RNA from Coregonus clupeaformis (lake whitefish), 3237 nucleotides. RefSeq lists its product as uncharacterized. Bases 16 to 3060 code for a protein of 1014 amino acids. The record is from RefSeq and is a predicted model, not a curated record. Lineage: Eukaryota; Metazoa; Chordata; Actinopteri; Salmoniformes; Salmonidae. Gene Ontology annotation, molecular function: phosphoribosylaminoimidazolesuccinocarboxamide synthase activity. Gene Ontology annotation, biological process: 'de novo' IMP biosynthetic process. The transcript has 16 exons.
CAGGUCAGCUCAAACAUGGAGAAAGGAGCUGGGAGACAAAGAGGAGGUGAAGAGGAAGAGAUUGUAGAGGUAGAGGAGACCGGUGCAGCAGGGCAGUGGGGGGAAGCGGAGGUGCUGGCUCUUCUGUCAGUGUGGGGGGAGCUGGGAGCAGCUCAGCAUUCAGGUGUAUGCAGCAGAGCCACAUUUGAAUGCAUAUCAGAGCAGCUGAAAGGGUUGAAUGUGCUGCAUGGCUGGAGGGAGUGCCAGGCCCAGUGCAGGAGGCUGGGACUGCUGGGCAGGAAGGCUGAACAGCCAGGCACAUCCACCAACUACAGGCAGGGGGCAGCAGCCAUGAUGGACGCCCAAAUGAAUCAAAGUGAUUGGGAGGAAAAGGAGGAUCUGACCAGUGAGAAAGAGGCUCACUCUUCCUCAGUCACAAUACAGGAAGGAGGCCCGUGUCAGAUUCUUCGCGGGGCUCUCCCAUAUGCCCAAUACUUGGGCCCUGAGGGGGGCCGCCAUUGGACAGAUGAGGAGGUGCGAGCUCUGUUGUGUGUCUGGUCUGACCGCCACAUCCGCCAACGCCUCAAAGGAACGCUACGCAACAAGGCCAUCUUCCAGGAGAUGGCCCGCCGCAUGCAGAGAGGCUUCGGAGUGGUGCGCAACUGGAAACAAUGCCGCACUAAAUACAAGAACCUCAAGUAUGAGUACAAGACAGCCAAGAGCGCACAGGCCGCUGCAGGGAGCAGUGGCCCAGGAAGGUACAUUAAGUUCUUUGAUGAGGUAGAGGCCAUAGUGCUGGACAGGGGAGAGGAUGGGGACCAGGAUAUGCAGAGAGGACCUGAAGGGGACCAGGGAGCUGGGAAGCUGGGACAUCUGGAAGGCCAGACUCAGUCUAAAGAACCCAAAGGAGACCUGGUCAUUGAGAUAGACCAUGAUGACAAUAGUGACGAUUAUGAGCUGGACACAGACCAAAACCAAAGGGAAUCAGGAGCCCAUCUAUCACCAUUGAAUCAAUCUAGCUCCGAGCAAUUCCAUGUGGUAACGGUGUCCGACACAGGACGGAACUGGAGUGACCAGGAGGUGCGUGCUCUGAUCCAGGUGUGGUCUGAGGAGGGCGUGUGCAGGCAGCUGGAGAGCUCCACCAGGAAGAGGGACAUCUUUGUGCAGAUCUCCCGCCGGCUACUGCAGCAGGGGGUGGAGCGCGACUGGAAGCAGUGUCACACCAAAUACAAGAACCUCAAGUACCUGUAUCGCUCCCUACAGAGGGGCAGGGCUGACAGCACAGACCCACGCCGUCUUAUGAGGUUCUAUGACGAGGUGGAUGCCAUUUUGACCAGGUCGGAUAGUGGACCUGCCAUAGGAUAUGAGAAACAAGCAGAGGCUGGCCCCAUUUUGGCCGGGGCCAUGAUUAGGUAUGAGGAUGACACAGAUGCCAUGACUCAUCCAGUUAACUCUUACACAGCUCAAAUCUAUGAACUUAUCCCCAGGAAUGAGGACAAACAAACACACACAGACAAUGCUGAGACCGAUAAAAGACAGGAUCUGACUGCAAAAAGAGGGCUGAAAAGGAAAGCGUUGGAUCAAGAUACCUGUAGAAUUGUGAAGAGACAUGAUACUGGGGGCAGCUGUGCUGAGAGUAUUGACUUCCAGUGCAAAUUGGAGGAGGACCAAUACAUUCCCAUUAUAGAGAUCAACUCAGUCUGCUCAAUGGCAGCCUCUGUCUCAGCCCGACAAAAACAGGUAGGCCUAAUCAACUCCGAAUCAAAGCCAUGCUCGUGGAACGGUUUCAGAUUAUCUACCAACAUGGCGCCUGCAUCAGAGCUGAAACUUGGACAGAAACUAAAUGAGGGCAAGACCAAGCAGAUCUUCGAGCUCGCGGAUGAGCCAGGCCAUGUUCUGGUCCAGUCGAAGGAUCAAAUCACAGCCGGGAAUGCGGUGAGGAAGGACCAGAUGGAGGGAAAGGCCGCGAUAGCAAACAGAACCACGAGCUGUGUUUUCAAGCUGCUGCAGGAAGCGGGCAUCAAGACAGCCUUUGUGAGGCAGCAGUCGGAGACGGCGUUCGUGGCGGUCCACUGUGAGAUGAUCCCCAUCGAGUGGGUCUGUCGCAGGGUGGCCACCGGAUCCUUCCUCAAGAGGAACCCUGGCGUCAAGGAGGGCUACAGGUUCUCCCCUCUGAAAAUGGAGAUGUUCUUCAAGGAUGACGCCAACAAUGACCCUCAGUGGUCAGAGGAGCAGCUGCUGGAGACUAAGUUCUCUCUGGCUGGGCUCACCAUCGGCCUCUGUGAGGUGGACAUCAUGAACCGCAGCACUGUGGCCAUCUUUGAGGUUCUGGAGAGGGCCUGGGCCACCCAGAACUGCACGCUGGUGGAUAUGAAGAUUGAGUUUGGUGUGAAUGUGAGCACCAAAGAGAUUGUGCUUGCUGACGUGAUUGACAAUGAUUCCUGGAGGCUGUGGCCAGCAGGAGAUCGGAGUCAGCAGAAAGACAAACAGGUGUACCGGGACCUGAAGGAGGUGACUCCUGAAGCCAUGCAGAUGGUGAAGAAGAACUUUGAGUGGGUCUCUGAAAGAGUGAAGCUUCUGCUGGAGCCCAAGGCCAGUGGCAGAGUGGUGGUUCUGAUGGGCUCCACCUCUGACCUGGCCCACUGUGAGAAGAUCAGGAAGGCCUGUGGCUCCUACGGAAUUUCCUGUGUCCUCCGAGUCACCUCUGCACACAAAGGACCAGACGAGACUCUUCACAUCAAAGCUGAAUACGAAGGGGAUGGAGUACCGACUGUGUUUGUGGCUGUGGCGGGCAGAAGCAACGGCCUUGGUCCAGUGAUGUCAGGAAACACCGCCUACCCAGUCAUCAAUUGCCCUCCUAUCACCCCUGACUGGGGGGCACAGGACAUCUGGUCAUCCCUUCGCAUGCCAAGUGGUCUUGGCUGCUCCACAGUCCUCUCCCCUGAUGCUGCAGCCCAGUUUGCAGCUCAGAUCUUUGGGCUCAGUGACCACCUGGUGUGGUCCAAACUGCGGGCCUCCAUGCUCAACACCUGGGUGUCUCUGAAGCAGGCUGACAAGAAGCUGCAGGCCUGCAGCCUGUGAGGAGCCCCCUGUACUGUACCAUUUCAGACCCUGCCAGGCCUCUCCAAGAUGGGCACUGUGAAGGGUCACUGCCUUGCCGUGUGUUAUGUCUAAUGAAAUGUUUACCAACUGUAAAAUCAGCCCUACAACACAUUCCUCUAAUCAUUCCCUUAAUAAAGUGAUUCAUAUGUAUAAACA